GAGAUGUGGUGCCAGCCCCUACGCCCCGGGGGUGGGCAGACCCCAGUGCUUUAUCGGGGCCUUUGUUCCAGUCCGAAUAGCGAUGUUUCUGGCCUUACCAGCCCUCUGCCGUGUCUGCAUCCCACCUUAUACCACCACACCGUAUGGGCACAUGUGCGUGUCUAAAGAGGAAAAGUAGCUCUCUUUCCGUCUUUUUCUCCACUAUUACACAGAGCUUUGGUUUCUUCCCACGGUUCUUAGAAAAGCCAGUGUUGGAGUGGAGAGGAUUAGAGUGGUAGAGGGGAGGUACGGCCCCUUUUUGCCUUCCCGUGCUAACCAUCAUCACUGUACUUACGGCUGUACAAAAAGCAGCACUGUGCUUCAUGAACCUCCAGCACUGGCCUAGGUAUGCACUUCAGUUGCAGACACAGAACCGUCUUGUACUGCACAGACAUGUCUAGAAAAGUGGUGCUGUCACUUUUACUGUAUGGACUCUUGCUCAGUAGCAUGGGAGAAGAGGAAGGACUGCAUCAAACACAAUUCCUGGACACAAUGUUUGUGCGAGGAUUAAAGAGGAAAUGUUUUGAUGGUGAAGAAGAUAUUGAAGGGACUCUGGCUGGUAUUAAGGCUAUUCCUUCCUAUAAUCUCCAGCGGCAGUCACUUUUAGAUAUGUCCUUGGUUAAACUUCAGCUGUGUCACAUGCUGGUGGAACCCAACCUUUGUCGUUCAGUUCUUAUAGCCAACACGGUACGGCAGAUCCAAGAGGAAAUGACUCAAGAUGGGACUUGGCAGAUGAUAAAUACACAGAGUACAGGGCAGGCAUCCCUGGAUCGUCUUGUUUCAACAGAUAUCCUCUGUCGUUCAUCUAGGGAUCAAGCUGAGGGAAAGCAUGUUCCAGCCUAUGGUACUUUCAAUAAAGACUUUGAGAGUGACCAGGCACAGGAUAGUUCAGAAACUAUGUCAACAGCCCCUUCAGUGCAAGCACCAAGAAACCUGCAGAGCAAUGUGUGGGAAAUGGAGAAUCCACAAGAAAAUAAAGGAAACUUUCAAAAAUCUUUAGAUCAAAUAUUUGAGACACUGGAGAAUAAAAGUCCUAAUUCUGUGGAAGAUCUGUUUUCAGAAGUUGACAAUUCUUAUUAUGAUCUUGAUACUAUGUUAACUGGCAUGAUGAGCAACACAAAAAUGGGACACUGUGAUAGUCUUGAAACAUUUUCUUCUCCAUCAAAUACAGCUUCUAACUCUAAUUGCAAAUCUGAUCUUAAUGACCUUGAUCAUAUUGUAGAAAUCCUUGUUGAAUCCUGAACCUCUUUGUGUAGGAGGUAAAGAUCUGUUAAUGGGAAGAAAAGAACUUGAGAAAGCAAUAUCCACAGUUUGUUCUAUCAAAUCUGCACGAGUAUUUUACAAAUAUCUAUAUAUUAUAUAGAUACAUGUAUUAAGAAGCACUUCAUAUUGCAAAAUAGUGUUAACUCCUAAAGUUAACCUGCAACUUGUAGUGUAAUAAUCUGAUUUAUCGUCCACUGAACUGUAAGUAAAUACGGUAAAUGUUUCUACAAUGGGGGUCCAAGGCUCUUGAAAUUGGGUUCCUUUUACCAAUUUGUUUUAGCCUUUGAUGGAGGAUAUCCUCAGGGAGAGGGAUUCCCUAUCUUCUUACACUUCUCCCAUAAAAAUGGUAAUAAACAGAGAGAGAGGUUGGAUAACUGGUUUCCUAUUUUCCUCCAGUUUCCACUUUGUUACACCACCAAACUCCUACCAUACCUGCUGCUUCUGUUUUAAGUCGCUACAUGGCUCUUAAAGAGCAGUAUGCAAUAGUUCUUGUUAUCCUUGCUAGCUUUUUCUGGGUUUUGCUACAAUUUUUACUUCAAAAAUAGUUUUAAAGUGUUUAUUGGUGUUUAGAUUUUUCCAGGUAUUUUCCUAAAAUAUAUUUUUUACUACAGAUGUUAUGUCAGCUGCUAACUUAGUAACUUUUGAUCAUAUCUGCAGUUGAUGUAUUUUUUGCAAGAUUUUCAAAAAGGGAUGGUUUUUUUACCAUGAGCUACCCAAUGUAGUUCAGUAAAGUGUAUGUAAAUGUAAAUAUACAAUUUUAUACUUUGCAUUAAAAUGUAAGAGCUGUUUUCAUGAUUCUGUUUUAUAGAGUAGUACUUUACUAAAUUGAGGAUUGUACAUUUACGCUUUUCAUACCCCACAUACUUGAGUAUCAUUAUAGGAAGAACUUCGAUCUAGUUAGACACAAUUACAUUUAAUUCAUUUCAGACUAUACUUUUUGUUAACUACAAACCUAAAUGAUGUAGGUUUUUAUUUAUGUGUAUUUAUAUGUAAAUGUCAUCAAGUGAAUUGUUUAUCAUUGAAGUCUACCAUCAAAUAUUUGUUUAUAUGGAAUAACUAUCUUGCACUAAUUACUACAAAAAGUGUUAUUAGCGGCCUUUAAGUCUCACUGGUUGGUGUGUCAUGAUGUCUUGUCAUAAUUAAUAUGCUCCACUCUUACCAAGGGUUUCCUCUUGGCUUUUUUAAUAACAAAAAAUGUAAUACAACAUGGGAUGGUGGUCUUUUUCUUCAGCACGUUUAGUUUGGAGUGUAUUUAACAAAGCUUCUUCCUAGGAAGCUUUUUCUGGGGGAAGGGAUAAUUUGAAGUAUAGCCUAUGAUUUUAUAAAAUAACAAAUGUUUACCAUCAGAAGCUGCUACUGGGGAAAAGCCCCAAGCUAGCAGGGAGCAAGGAAGGGAGAAAAUAUGGAUUGGUCUCUCGAAUGUGUUGGCCAUGGCUGUGCCAGGGGCAGACAUCUGUCAGUAAUGUGGUUGUUUUCUGUAGAUCUGAGCCAAGCAAGCUGAACACAAAGAGAACCUUGCUGUGUGUGACAGGCUCUGCUUUCCCAUGAGGGACCUUACCUACGAUGCAGAUUCUCAAACCUGGAAAGGGGAUUGAAGGUGGGGGUGCCAAAGGGAUGUUAAGAACAUUUGAGUAUCACUUCAAGAAUAAGGAGACCUCUGAGCGUAUGUGCUUUAGAAUCACCUGCUUUGAGGAAAGAUCAUAUCACUUAGCUAAACUGUGCAAACUCAACAGUUGAAUAUGUACUGGCUCCUUCUUCUGAAACCAUGCACUUGGGUGUAAGUCUUCAGUGAACUGGAAGAUGUUUCCUUGUAUUAAACUUUGCUUUCUCACUUAAACUUUGAUUAAUAACUUCAUGUUGAAGGACAAAAUAGCAUAUAGGCACUUGCAAGUUCAGUCAGUUCAGCUGGACCAAAGAGAAGCCCAUGCUACAUGUCUUAAUUGAGAGAUCACUCAUAGGUAUUGCAGUAAUAAAUGCUGAUUCAGGAGGAUCCAAAUAUAAAUAAAAACUGUCAUAUCUCACUGUGAAAUAAAACUGGCUUAUUUGGUAAUGUUUGUUGUAUCAGAAAUUCCUUCAAAAAUUAUAAAUCUGCAGGUAAUUUUUCUUGGUGCUUUCCUGUGUGUGAACCACUGAACUGGACAUCAGAUGCCUCAGGGUAAAACAGAGAGCCAGGGAACAUCAGUUUUAUAAUGGGAACAUCAGCAUUGAUUGGAAUAACUAAAUAUCUUCUGGUUCUCUGGGAAGCUUUCCCAAAACUGAUGUGAACUGUGUUGAAAACCCACAGGUUUGAGCAAUUGUGGAUGUUCUCCUCUGCCCCCACACCCUCUGUUUUCAUCAAAUGAGCAAUUUCAUGUUAAGAUAUUUUAAAAAUGGUCUUUCCCACCUCCUUAGUGUGCAUCAGUCUGCAUGUUCCAGAUAUAAAUCACUAUAACUUGUUCAUAACUGUUAAAUUUUGCAUGUCAAAUGCAUAUAUGUGUAUUUAUAACUCUAUUACAAAGCAUCUAGCUGAGUGCAUUCCUUUAUAAGGAAGCUGUGGCCAGUUAAGACAAUUUAUAGAGACUACUUGGCAUAAUAGGAAAGGUGGUAGGUUAGUAGGCAUUUGUGGAGUUAAGCAUUUAAACAGAAAUAAAUAUUCUAUUUUAUUACAUUCUCAAAACUUAUGCGAGAUCUUAUGUGCUCUUACAAGCCUGAUAUCUUGGCUUGUAUAAGAACUGGUAUUGCUGAAACCUGCACAGUCACCAUGCAGAACUGAUGGGUACCUACAACUGGUCUGACUUUGCAGAGACCAGUCUGUAAAAUCAGCUUGUUUCCCUAUUGCUUUAGUAAUGUGUCUCAGUCUAAUUCAGCUUCUCAUGCUGGGGAAAAAAAAAAAAUAGGAAUAAUAAAAAAGGCUUUAUUUUCUAUCUGCCAUUCUCAUUUCUUUAGUGAGCUGUUACUACAAAUGGUGAGAGAUGAUACUUGCCGGUGAGGAUCUUCUUA
This is a messenger RNA of Ficedula albicollis (Collared flycatcher), 4281 nucleotides long. It is a transcript of the gene CDCA4, whose product is annotated as cell division cycle associated 4. Bases 388 to 1281 code for a protein of 297 amino acids. Gene Ontology annotation, cellular component: nucleus. NCBI's taxonomy places the organism in Eukaryota, Metazoa, Chordata, Aves, Passeriformes, Muscicapidae. The transcript has 4 exons. The record is from RefSeq and is a predicted model, not a curated record. Gene Ontology annotation, molecular function: transcription regulator activity.